Fusarium falciforme is the source of this 582-nucleotide messenger RNA. RefSeq lists its product as hypothetical. The record is from RefSeq and is a predicted model, not a curated record. The transcript has a single exon. Lineage: Eukaryota; Fungi; Ascomycota; Sordariomycetes; Hypocreales; Nectriaceae. Bases 1 to 582 code for a protein of 193 amino acids.
AUGAACCGACCGAACCGGCCUCGGAACCGCCAACCUCGCCCACCCCGGCAAAACCAGAACCAGAACAGGCAGGGCCAGAACAACCAGCGAGGGUCAUCAUCUCGGGCACCAGCGACACCACAGCAAGCAGCCGGCACAGUUCCCACUGUCCAACAAGUCGUCCCCGGCGCAUCCGUAUUCAUCAUUUUGAAAGAGGACCAACCGACAGGCGAAGAGACACAGGGCAUAGUACAGGACAUCCUCACGAGAGGCAAUCACCCGCGGGGCAUAAAAGUGCGUCUGCGCGACGGCCAAGUGGGCAGGGUGCAGCGGAUGGGCAAUAGUUCAGCCGCAGCAGAGGACACUGGAGCAAAGGCAACGCCCUCUUCAAGAUUCACGAUGCGGUAUACCGACGUGCGGAGGGAUGACGAGUUUGCGUCGGAGCCGCCGCCGAGAAGCUUGGCGGAUUUCAUGCCAGACUUGGAUGAGAGGCUAAGGACUGCGCCCAGUGGUGUCGAGGCCGUCAAGUGUCCGUUUUGUGAGGACUUUGAGGGGGAUGAGACGGCUGUUACGGUUCACAUUGACCGUGAACAUUUGUCAUGA